Salvelinus sp. IW2-2015 is the source of this 2615-nucleotide messenger RNA. Its product is annotated as pyroglutamyl-peptidase 1-like. Gene Ontology annotation, cellular component: cytosol. Gene Ontology annotation, molecular function: pyroglutamyl-peptidase activity. Gene Ontology annotation, biological process: proteolysis. Lineage: Eukaryota; Metazoa; Chordata; Actinopteri; Salmoniformes; Salmonidae. The record is from RefSeq and is a predicted model, not a curated record.
CACAGAAACAGAUGACUGAUCAACUGUGAAAGGACAGCAAAAUCCCAGACAGCUGCAUCCCUGGUAAAAUUUAGAAUAACAAACGAAAACAUUCACUACAGCUAAGAAAAAUAUGGACAAUAGUAAGCAAACUGUUGUUGUAACAGGGUUUGAGCCAUUUGGAGAGCACACUAUUAAUGCCAGUUGGGUAGCAGUCCAGGAACUGAAGAAGCUGGGCCUGGGAAAGGACAUAGACCUGCAUGUGUAUGAGGUGCCUGUCGACUACCAGGCAGUCCAGAGUUUGAUUCCAUCACUAUGGAAGCAGUAUCAUCCCCAGUUAGUGGUCCAUGUUGGAGUCUCAGGUAUGGCCACCACCGUUACCUUAGAGAAAUGUGGCCGUAACCAUGGCUACAAGGGUCUGGACAACAGCCGCUUCUGUCCCCAUUCUCAGUGUUGCAUUGAGGGGGGCCCAGACUGCAUUGACUCUGUUAUUGACAUGGAAUCGGUCUGCAAAAGAGUGACAGCCUCUGGACUAGGAGUAGCAGUGUCCGUCUCAAAAGAUGCUGGCAGAUACCUCUGUGAUUUCACCUACUACACCUCUCUGUACCUGAGCCAUGGGCACUCAGCAUUCGUCCACGUGCCUCCCAUAGAGAAGCCUUAUAGUGGAGUGGACUUGGGUAGGGCCCUCCAAGCCAUCAUACAAGAGAUGUUGGACAUGCUCGACCAAACCGAAGAGAAGAUCCACUGCCAGCGUGUGCACUAAUUUACCUGUGAAAGCCAACUGCCUUUAAUCCCUUACACACGAGAGAUUAUGCACUUAACCACAAAUAGCCAAACAACGUUUUUGUUUCAUUACCUCUUCUGGUGCAAAUUCAAAAAUGGCAACCAUACAGACACUUCCAGUUGACUUAUUUCACAGUCAUUUCGUCACAUUCUUCGUUGCUGUUUCCUCAAGCUUUUGACCUAGCCGUUUUUUUACAUUUUUUAUCUUAAUGGUUAUGGUGAGGUGAGUAAAGCUGGUUCGGUGUUUUGGUGUAACGAGCUUUCCCCACAUUCUGUCUACAUAGAAGAGAUUGGGCAAGACGAAUUGAACUGGAAUAACAGGAAUUGACAGAAGUGAGCCACAUGCUUGUUCUAGGAGCGCUACUCUUUUUGAAUCUGUUGAGAAUCUUCCAUGGUUUUGACUCUUUAUCCAUACUUACACUGCUAUCUCAGAAACAGGGUUAGUGUAUGGAAUAACCCUUUUUUUGCAUCAACUCAAUGUACAAGUUCCACAUUAUUUAUUGUUAUCUAUCUAGUUAUUCAAAGGGAAUUUCUGUCUGUGGUUGUUAUUCAUCAUCUUGAAGAGUUAUUUUUGUCACCAGCUUUUUCAUUAAAGUCUUAGGCGUCCACUUGUUGGUGCAACUUAAGGCAUGCUGGUACUUCCUGGAUUUGAUGUAUAUGAAAUGCCCGGCCUUUUCCUCUCCACUCGCCAACAUAACCAGCGACCUACAACUUCUGAUAAGGAUAAAAAAGGACUUCUCGCUCUCACCUCAUAUUUCUUUUUUAUGCUGUGGGUCUAGCCAGCUUCCAGGUCUACGGGGCUGAUCGCGUCUCCAAAGGAGGUGGUUUGUGGUUCAACGUCACCCAAGGCUGGUUCAAUGAUGACACUUCUAAGUCUCCAGAUCUGGAAUCUAUUUUCAUCCACUGCAAACCUUUUUAUUCACCCCGUGAAUUUUCCUGUCAUUCUGGCUGGAGUCUACAUCGCUCCGAGCACCUGUGCACACACAGAGCAACAUCUACUGGUUGAUCAGAUCACAGAGGUGGAAAGAAAAUACCCAGAUUCUACUUUGACCAUCAAGGGGGGAUUUUAACCACACCAACCUACAACAGGAACUUCCCAGAUACAAACAAUUGGUGAAAUGUUCAAGUCAAGAAAAAAUUGUGGACCAUGUUUACAGCACUAUUAAAGGGGCAUACCAUGCUGUCUCCCAUGCUCCCUAAGGGAACUCAGACCAUGUGAUGCUACACCUCAUCCCUGCAUACAGACAGAAACUAAAAACUGCCAAGCCUGUCAAACAUGCGGAAAUAGACUGACGAGGCCAUUGGGGAGUGAAAGCACUGCCUAGAUUGAAACAUAUUCAAGGACAGCAAUGCCAACAUACACGACUACACAGACAGAUUCACAUCCUACAUCAGUGUAUGUGAGGAGAACUACAUACCAUCAAAUACUUUUCUAUCACACCUCAACGACAAGCCAUGGGUCACUGGUAAGCUUAGGGCUCUCCACAGUGCCGAAGAGCAAGACCAGGGUACUCUAUAGAGGUCAAGAAAAAGCUAAUCUCAAGAAUGAAGGCAGCCAAACAGCAGUACAAAGACAGGCUAGAGCAACUUCUCGUCUGUCUGGAAAGGACUGAAACAAAUUUCCAACUGGAAACCUAAAGCUACAAACCCUAACCCCUCACUGCCGAAUAAACUAAACUAGUUCUACUGCCGAUUUGACACACCCUCCACCUACCCCUCCUUGCCACUUCCCCCUCUCACCCAUCUACCCCAUCCCACCCCUCCCUUUCCCAUUCCUCUCCAGGCUCCUCUCUCCUCUUCUUAAUACUUAAGUCUAUUGACGCACACGUGCAUCAACCUAAGUAAUACAAUUU